AUGCGGGAGAUGGCUAGAAAACGACUACAACUUCAGAGGGCAGCAGACGAGGCAGCUCAGGCAGCUGUACCGGCGGCUAUUGGUACAGCUCCCCCACGGCCGCCUCCGACAGUGGAGCCUCAGCGCACCGGGGUGCCCAUUCAGCCCGUUUACACUGCCAUUGCCAUGCAAGCAGGCUUCUCGGACCCUAAACCGAAACCCCGGCCGGAGCAGCCUUGGCUGAAGCGUCCUCUUCGAAGUGGACGGCGUCUGUGGCCCUCACGCAAGCCACCGGUAUCGACCGAAAGUCUCAGCUCGGGCGGUUUCCACGUCCUACAAGAUAUGGGGCCGGAGCUGGAGCAGAACAGUGCGGGGUCCGCUCAAGCUCCUAGCACGGACGGUGUCACGGACGACUCUCCGAUUACAUCGGAGCCUCACCCGAACAUGGCUCCGGACGUCGCGCGGGCCAGGCCUCGCCUAUCGUCAGAAGAUCGAGUCCGUCAAAAAGACUUUAAACAACGAGGGCCAGCGCCCGAGAUCUCGGGGCCGACGCUCCUAGCCAAACAACGUCUCGAACGCAAAACCUGUAAGCGGCUGGUUAAACAGCAACAGAAAGGACGGUGCACUUCGAUCCCAAUGGAUCCUCGUCCAGAGACCGGUCCUUUUCAUUUGAACGAUUUAAAGCGUAUUCUAGGCUUACGGGAAGUGCCCACCCCAGCCACUGGAAACUGUUUGGCGAUGGCGAUUGCUCAAGCCGUCGCAGAUUCUGCCUUGGACGCACCACUCACCGUCCUGGAGCCUCUCACGGCCAGUAUUAAGCGUGUUAUCAAGUACGCUGAGCUGCUGAACCUGGAAGGUCAGCGUCCACACGACCUGAGGGUCAAUACAUUAAAAAAUGUUGGACGCGGGUGGCAGACAAUGACCAGAGAGGAGUCGGCAACUCAACCGCGGUGGUUUUUAACAGACUUUGCAGCAACCUCGUCUGACAGAGAUACCAUCGUUUCGAAAUCUUGCUAA
Peronospora matthiolae is the source of this 996-nucleotide messenger RNA. Lineage: Eukaryota; Oomycota; Peronosporomycetes; Peronosporales; Peronosporaceae. The record is from the annotation of a GenBank genome assembly.